This is a messenger RNA of Hermetia illucens (black soldier fly), 1183 nucleotides long. RefSeq lists its product as uncharacterized. The transcript is spliced from 3 exons. The record is from RefSeq and is a predicted model, not a curated record. Lineage: Eukaryota; Metazoa; Arthropoda; Insecta; Diptera; Stratiomyidae. The coding region runs from base 271 to 477 and encodes 68 amino acids.
CGGGUCUUUUAAUUUCUGGCCUUGGCAGCUGGUUCACGUUGUGUCAGUCGCUCCGGCUAAAUUCGCGAAUAAAAUUCUUUAGUCGCGUACAGUACUCAUCGGAUCGUUGCAAUUGUAUCACGUUUGCAAGUUGUCCGCCUUGGAAGGAAAGUCCGAAGUUGAAGAAGCAUUUUCAACUUUUCCCCACUGUCACCGGAUAUAGCCGAAUUUUCUACGCGUGCAGCGAAGGAUCUCAGUUGCGAUUUCAACGAAACCCAGCUUGGAAAUAAUAUGAGGACCACAAACACCGUUUUGUACGCACUCCGUCUCAGCUACAACCAGGUAUCUGAUGUCACAGCGACAGCAGCAACGCCUAAUCGUGCAGUUGCCCGUUCUGCGGCAAUGAUGGCAGUUUUUGGGAUCGCUCUGUCAUCAUUCAGCUUGAAACAGAUGCUGAGCAGCACUCCGCAGGUUGCGACGAGGAAAAUGAAACAUUAAAGACUUCUAUUUUCCUAUUAUUCGAAUAAUUUUCGUCGUUUAGUUCUUUAAAUAUGUAGAAGAAACCAAUAGAAUGAUUAUAGAGCAAGAGAUGCGUAAAAUAAGUGACGCCAAUUUUUGAAUAGUUUAAUAUGUAUACUUUAGUAUUAUUAACAUUAUUUUGAAUUGGAAGUCAAUAAUUUAUGAAUUUACAAAAGAUAACGGAAACAAAGCCAAUGUACCGUGUGCUUCCACACUUUUACAAGAAAAUGUAUAUAUUUAUUAUUCGUGUAUUGCUACGUUUAGAGGAGAAAAUUUGACAAAAGCAACAAUUUAAUGUACUAAGGUAUAUGUACAAUGCGCAAAUCUGGUUGCCAUAUUUGUUAAGUCAGAGAUCAUGUAUUUUCCCUUUUCAAAUGGUAGGUUUUUAUUCAAUUUAAUUUCUAUUGUUUAUUUUGUAAACCACACUUCGGCGACUUGCCGCAAGAGACUAGAACUGGAGCCAUUUUUCGCCAACACACCCGAAAUGGCUCACUGAGUCCAUUGUUACAAGGCAAUUGCAGAUCUUUAAAAAUGCAUUAGGAGUGUAUAUUGGGUCUUUUUCCGUUUUAUUUCUUUUCCGCAAGGGAAGUGGAGACAGAUUAUGUAAUGAUAUUGUACUAUGAUUGUGAUAUGAGAGAAAGAGUAGAAAUGUAUGAACGAAAUAUAAAGAAUAACGAUACUGUGA